AUGAUCAAGAGCACACGAGAAACUUACACAACACCACAGACUCUACUACACAACGCCACAGACUCCUCUACACAACGCCGCAAACUCCACUACACAACCCCACAGAUACGCUACACAACGCCACCGACUACACUACACAACGCCACAGACUCCACUACACAACGCCACUACACAACGCCACAGAUACACUACACAAAGCCACCGACUCCACUACACAACGCCACAGAUACACUACACAACGCCAUAGACUACACUACACAGGCAGCUGACUACACUACACAACGCCACAUAUACACUACACAACGCCACAGACUCCACUACACAACGCCACAUCUCUUCACUACACAACGCCACAGACUACACUAUACAACGACACAGACAACGCCACAGACUACACUACACAACGACACAGACUCCACUACACAACGCUGCAAACUCCACUACACAACGCCACAGACUACACUACACAACGCCACAGACUACACUACACAACAGACUCCACUACACAACGCCACAGACUCCAUUACACAACGCCACAGAUACACUACACAACGCCACAGACUAAACUACACAACGACACAGACUCCACUACACAACUCCACAGACUCCACUACACAACGCCAUAGACUACACUACACAACGCCAAAUACUACACAACACAACGCCACAGACUCCACUACACAACGCCAAAGACUACACUAUACAACGACACAUACUCCACUACACAACGCCAAAGACUUCACUACACAACGCCACAGACUCCACUACACAACGCCACAGACUCCACUACACAACGCCACAGACUCCUCUACACAACGCCACAGACUCCACUACACAACGCCACAGACUCCACUACACAACGCCACAGACUCCACUGCACAACGCCAAAGACUACACUAUACAACGACACAUACUCCACUACACAACGCCAAAGACUUCACUACACAACGCCACAGACUCCACUACACAACGCCACAGACUCCACUACACAACGCCACAGACUCCUCUACACAACGCCACAGACUCCACUACACAACGCCACAGACUCCACUACACAACGCCACAGACUCCACUUCACAAAUCCAAAGAUACACUACACAACGCCACCGACUACAAUACACAACGACAUAG
Molecule: messenger RNA, 1131 nt
Organism: Mya arenaria
Lineage: Eukaryota; Metazoa; Mollusca; Bivalvia; Myida; Myidae
Product: salivary glue protein Sgs-3-like
Exons: 2
Coding region: 1-1131 (376 amino acids)
Source: RefSeq, a predicted model, not a curated record